Botrytis deweyae is the source of this 691-nucleotide messenger RNA. RefSeq lists its product as uncharacterized. The record is from RefSeq and is a predicted model, not a curated record. NCBI's taxonomy places the organism in Eukaryota, Fungi, Ascomycota, Leotiomycetes, Helotiales, Sclerotiniaceae. The transcript is spliced from 3 exons. Bases 1 to 174 code for a protein of 57 amino acids. Gene Ontology annotation, cellular component: membrane.
AUGCCUUUCACAGCAAGCGAUAUCUGCAAGAUUAUUCUCGCCGUCAUCUUACCACCUCUUGGUGUUUUCCUUGAGAGAGGUUGCGGUGCCGAUUUGCUCAUUAACAUCCUUCUCACCAUCCUUGGAUAUAUCCCCGGUAUCAUCCACGCUCUAUACAUCAUUCUGAAGUAUUAAGCUUCUCAUGACAACGACUUUCCUCAAGCUCAAAAAUAAACGAUAUACCACACUCGACUUCGAUCAUACGAUACCUCCAAUCAUCUUCCUACCUCUUUUACAUCUUCUCGAAAUCAGGCCUGACCAAUGCGGUUCAUGCUCAGACAUAUUAAUGAAUAAUUAACCUCUUGGCAUCGGAAGAGUCGGCUGAACAACAUUUCUCGGCUUGAAAUUAUGAUGGCUCGGGAGUUAGACAUAAACAUGCAUGGACAUGGGUCAUUUGGGACGAUUAUGAUUUUCUGAUUUUAUACUUUUUCUUGCGCAUUUCAUACAUGGGUUUUUUAUGUAAUGGUUCUUUUCGUUGGGUUUUUUUGGCAGCAUGUCUACGGACUUGCGGUGCGAUAUGGGUCUUCAGGGGGGGAAUUGUACAGAGGAAUAGGUGGAUGGAUAAUAUAAUGAAUGAUUACAAUCCGAUUACAAUUAUCUUUUAGAACAUGAAACAUUUGGGAAUAUGCACGUUGUGAUUAUUGCUGUGUUG